AUGUUUUCUCCAUAUUUUCUCCAUUCUGCUGAUCACCCAGGUGUCAUCCUCGUCUCCACUCUUCUCAAUGGUGACAAUUAUCCUACCUGGAAGAGGGCUAGGAAAAUGGCUUUGAAUGCCAAAAAUAAAUUUGGUUUUGUUAAUGGUACUCUUCCUAGACCAACGUCCUCCUCAAUAGAAGCUCAAUUGUGGGAAUGUUGCAGUGAUAUGGUCUUAUCAUGGAUCCUCAACUCCAUUGAUGCAUCCAUUGUUCAUAGUCUAAUCUAUCAUGAAUGUCCCAGUGAUGUAUGGCUAGAUCUUGAGAAUCGUUUCUCUCAAAGCAACAAUCCUCAAAUUUUCAAAUUGAAGCAUGACAUUGCUACUCUUAUCCAAGGCUCCAUGAUCGUCUCUAUGUAUUUUAUAACACUUAAAGGUUAUUGGGAUGAACUCACCAUGCUUGCCUCCGCACCGCAGUGCACUUGUGGUGCCUUAAUCGAAUUAAUCCAAAUGCAAGACACUGAGUGA
Malania oleifera is the source of this 504-nucleotide messenger RNA. RefSeq lists its product as uncharacterized. The transcript has a single exon. Bases 1 to 504 code for a protein of 167 amino acids. Lineage: Eukaryota; Viridiplantae; Streptophyta; Magnoliopsida; Santalales; Ximeniaceae. The record is from RefSeq and is a predicted model, not a curated record.